UAGAAAAGGGGGCGUAAUGAAAAUACGUGUUUUUGUGAUCUUUUAAUUAGUGUGCUUUCAUCAAAUUCCAGGAUUUUAAUUCAAUUUGCCGCAACGCUAGUAGAUUUUAUGAUGGGCCAUGUGAGACAAAAAUUCUGAACCGGAAGACGGCUAUGUUUCAUCAAAAUUAGCCUCAUAUUUUUCUUUGGGAGGCCACAAAGUUUAAAAAAAACAAAAAAUAGUCAUGCUGUUCGGCCGGGGAAUUGGAACUGCCACUUUUGCUCUCUUGAUUUUAAGUCAUUUUUGCGUAGGAAUCAGAAAAUAUGAUAAAAGUGAUCUAGACAGUUUAAAAGAGGAAGUCCGUCAGAUGUUUCAACAUGCUUACGAUGGAUAUUUAAAAUAUGCCUACCCCUACGAUGAACUGCGACCAUUGACCUGCGAUGGGAUUGAUACGUGGGGCAGUUACUCAUUAACGCUAAUUGAUGCUCUGGACACACUGGCUGUUGUGGGAAAUUACACCGAAUUCAGGAGAGUUGCAGAAUUGCUGGCGUCCACAGCAAACUUCGAUGGGAACAUCAAUGUGUCCGUUUUCGAGACCAACAUUCGAAUUGUCGGAGGACUUUUGAGCGCCCAUCUAAUGUCUCACAGAGCUGGAGUUGACUUAGAGCCAGGGUGGCCUUGCAACGGUCCUUUGUUGCGUCUAGCUGAGGACGUAGCAAAGAGGCUGAUUGCUGCUUUUGACACUCCAACUGGCAUGCCCUAUGGGACUGUCAACCUUCGACAUGGAGUUCCCGAAGGAGAGACCCCCAUCACUUGUACGGCUGGAGUUGGAACGUUCAUCGUAGAGUUCGGUGCCCUUUCUCGACUAACUGGAGAUCCGCUUUACGAAGAAGUUGCAAUGAAAGCUAUUAAUGCUCUUUACCAUCACAGGUCCAACAUUGGCCUUAUGGGUAAUCACAUCGACAUACUGACUGGGAGGUGGACAGCACAAGACGCAGGAAUUGGUGCUGGAGUUGAUUCUUAUUACGAGUAUCUAGUUAAAGGAGCAGCUUUAUUACAAAAGCCUGAGCUGCUCAAGGUCUUUCACGAAGGAAGGGAAGCCAUCAACAAGUAUCUGAAAAGGGACGACUGGCACCUUUGGGUAUCCAUGCACAAAGGACAAGUCACACUGCCAGUUUUCCAGAGUCUUGAGGCAUAUUGGCCUGGUCUGCUAAGCUUGAUUGGUGAUAUUAAUAGUGGAAUGAGAUCGUUGCACAAUUAUCACCAGGUUUGGAAGCAAUAUGGAUUCACUCCAGAAUUCUACAACAUUCCACAGGGAGAGGCAGGGACUAAUCGAGAAUCUUAUCCGCUGCGGCCAGAGCUCAUAGAGUCCGUCAUGUACCUCUACAGAGCAACUAGAGACCCUUAUCUUCUAGAUGUGGGGGUUGAUAUUUUGAGGAGCAUCCAAUUCAGCUCUAAGACCAACUGUGGCUAUGCAACGAUUAAAGAUGUAAGGGACCAUCGAAAAGAAAAUAGAAUGGAGUCAUUUUUCUUGGCAGAGACGACAAAGUACCUUUAUCUCCUUUUUGACACUGAUAACUUUAUCCACAACAAUGGGGGCCAAGGAAAACUCAUAAGCACACCUUGGGGAGAAUGUGCUAUAGAAACUGGAAAUUAUAUCUUCAACACUGAGGCUCAUCCAAUUGAUCCUGGUGCCCUCCAGUGUUGUACUGGACAGAGGGACACUGAUUUCAAAGCUCAUGUUCAGUCUCAGCUUCUUGCAAGUUUAGAUCCCGAGGUGUUCAGCAGCUUGCGUGGAGAACGCCUUCAGAAGCGUACUGCUCGACCCCCUCAAAAGCUCAAGCAGAGCGAAAAUAAAAUGAUUUACAUUCCUACUCCUCCACCACCAACUAGUCCAUCGAUCAAACAGCAAACCACAACUGCCGAGCUCAAGAGUUUCCAGCAUCAAGAGUCGGAAGUGGAAGAUUCGUUGGUUGUCAAGGUUCCUGCAACGACAACCACGUUGAAACCUCACAGCAACUUGAGCGGCCACAUUGAUGGAGACAUCACAGGCGUUGGAACAGUUGAGCUUGUUCAGUCCGAGUACAGACGCAAGAAGAAAGAGAUUAUGGAUGUUGACUCAUCUUCCCCUUCAACAAUUUCCCCCCAAUCGGACACGCGGCCAAGCUUUUCUGGCAGCGAGAAGAGCAACGCUGCUUACCGAAACGAACAAGAGCUGCUUGACAUAUCGACUGAGAGUUCAGCCAGUGCGGACAGCGGUUUCACAUUGCCAACUUUUGUGAAGCAGUUUUUGUCCACGAAGCAAUUUGAUCCUCAAGCAAUGCUUGAAAGACUGAGGGCAAACAGAAGAUAUGAUUUGAACGCUACGUGGAGUACCGAUUUUAAAUUAUUGUAUUGCCCGGCCCAACCAUUUUUGCAAAGAAUGUCCGUUAUGGGCGAAUUUUACGAAACAUUGACCUAAAUACGUUUUUUUCUAGCACUGCUUUUGUGUUUUAAAUAUAUGUGCAAGGCUGUGUUGAUUGAUAAAAUUUUGCUUUGUUGUUAGAAUUCCUUGAAAUGAAAUUAAAAGCUCGGUUUUUGUUAAA
Neocloeon triangulifer is the source of this 2564-nucleotide messenger RNA. RefSeq names its product ER degradation-enhancing alpha-mannosidase-like protein 2 (gene Edem1). The transcript has 9 exons. The record is from RefSeq and is a predicted model, not a curated record. NCBI's taxonomy places the organism in Eukaryota, Metazoa, Arthropoda, Insecta, Ephemeroptera, Baetidae. Gene Ontology annotation, cellular component: membrane; endoplasmic reticulum. Gene Ontology annotation, molecular function: calcium ion binding; mannosyl-oligosaccharide 1,2-alpha-mannosidase activity. Gene Ontology annotation, biological process: carbohydrate metabolic process; endoplasmic reticulum mannose trimming; mannose trimming involved in glycoprotein ERAD pathway. The coding region runs from base 224 to 2440 and encodes 738 amino acids.